UAGCAAACGUUGAACGAAAGGUACUUGGCCGGUGUUAGAAGGAUUUGGCACUUCAAGGAGGCUCCUGAGUCCACAAGACGUCUUGAGACUGUCCUGGCAGUACAAACGUCUAUAUUGGCAGGGGGCGCACUUUCCAUGUCUAUCAGUUCCAGUUUUCCUCUUCUCCAAAGGCUCCAGUUUAUCCAAAGUUCAGGAAAGGUCUUAAGUUGCAGAGCUAUGGCUAUGAGCACAAGUGAGGGAGACGUGUAUGUUGGGACAACAGAGAGAGGGUUGACCCAGGAGCUGCAGUUCCCCGUCCCCUGGGGCCACAUCGCGGGGAAGGCCUGGGGAGACCCGCUCGGCCGCCCUGUACUCGGUCUCCAUGGUUACCUGGACAACGCCAACACGUUUGACACCCUGGCACCACUACUGCCUAAAGAUCUGUACUUUGUGAGUCUGGACCUGCCUGGACAUGGCCGCUCCUCUCCCAUACCUCCCGGCACCGGCUACAAGAAUGAGAGCUACCUCAUAGAUGUGCACAGGGUCGUACAAGCCCUAGGCUGGAAGAAGUUUUCUCUGAUUGGGCACAGUAUGGGAGGCAGUGUUGCAAUUAUGUACUCUGCAGUCUUCCCAUCAAGUGUAGAGAGGCUGACCUUGUUGGACAUGUCAGGUCCUGUCGAUCGCCCGCUAGAGGGAACAGUAGAAAGACUACAAGAUGCUGUGAAAAGGAGGUUUGAAGUGGAGAAGACAUCAGAACUUCCUCCCCAUGUGUACAGCAGGACAGAGGCUCUUCACAAGUUGCUGAAGGGGAAUCCUUGGGUGACCAGAGAGGCUGGGGCCGUACUGUUAGAACGGGGAAGCAGAGAGGUGGAAGGAGGUUUUGUGUAUACAAGAGACCUAAACUUGAAAAAUCUGAGCUUUUUCAGCUUAACACCUGAACAAGCGGAAGAGUUGGUGAAAGGAGUGAAGUGUCCAGUUCUGAUGCUCAGGGCCACACAAAGUGUGAGAAACGCACUGGAAGAGGAAAGGGGAAAGAGGUUUCUCCCUCUCUUCAAAGCCAACAGUAGCCAGUUUACAGAGAUACAAGUGGAGGGAAACCACCAUGUUCACCUGAACAGUUCAGAGGUAGUGGCACCUCACAUCAGCACAUUCUUCAGUCAGGACACUCCAACUCAGCCACCUCAGAGCAAACUGUGAUUGCGUAAAGAUACUGGAGUGUUCUUGUAGACAACUGUUACUUCCCUCACCUGCUUUUGUUUUGAUGCCUAUCAGUCACCUUCCUCAGAGCUUCUGACUGGAGAACUACACAUGUACAUAUAGUGGCAAGAAGCAGCACUCCAGUCUAUAUACGUAUACAUGUAGGUAUGGAAAUGUAAAGAGAUAAGAGACAUCACUGGGACAUUCAGUGGGAAGUAGAUCCAGUCAGUAUUGCCCUGAGGAAGGUGACAGAUAGUCCACAGACAUGUCAGUCAGCAGGCUAUUUUUGUUAUCCAGUGUGCUUUAUAGUAUAUUGUAUGGAGUAAAAUCUAAAAAUACAGUAUAAAUUACAAAAUCAGUUCAAUAAAAGUAUAUAUAUUAUACAUAUUCAGAAUAAAUGGUAUGACAUUCAAAUUAGAUAUGCAGAACAUAGAUAACACAGGAAAAUGAACUAUUAUAUGUAACUAUUGAUAAACUGAUGGAGCAUGAACUGAAAUGGAGAUUAACAUGUUGCCUGAAAGUCAAUGUAAUAUAUUGUUUUUACAUUUACCAGUAAAAGAAUAAAAUUGAUGUGAAACAAA
This is a messenger RNA of Branchiostoma belcheri (Belcher's lancelet), 1757 nucleotides long. RefSeq names its product serine hydrolase-like protein. The record is from RefSeq and is a predicted model, not a curated record. The coding region runs from base 136 to 1176 and encodes 346 amino acids. The transcript is spliced from 14 exons. Lineage: Eukaryota; Metazoa; Chordata; Leptocardii; Amphioxiformes; Branchiostomatidae.